AUGAAGGCUAUUACAUUGUUUGCGCUAUUUACUCUGGCUGCUACUGAAGUAGAUUAUCACACUGGCAACAAUACUCUGGAACUCGAGGCAUUUGUUUCUGAUAUAACAAGGGUGAAAAGUUUAGUAGAUUGCUUUUUGGAUAGAGAGCCUUGCCAUGAACCAGCUGGAACUUACAAAGCAUUGAUUCCUAAAAUUCUUGCCACUAAAUGUGAUAAGUGCACGAAUGAAUUCAAGCAUUUGGCAUAUAGAUUUCUUACAGAACUUAAGGCUUCUUUAUAUGACGAAUACUUGGACUUGAGAUAUAAGUACGACCGUGUAAACCAGCACUACGACGAUUUCGUAAAAGCGAUCGAGGCUUGCAAGCAACUCGUAUGGCGUUACUACUGUGACUCAUAG
Messenger RNA from Maniola jurtina (meadow brown), 396 nucleotides. RefSeq names its product allergen Tha p 1-like. The record is from RefSeq and is a predicted model, not a curated record. The coding region runs from base 1 to 396 and encodes 131 amino acids. The transcript has 2 exons. NCBI's taxonomy places the organism in Eukaryota, Metazoa, Arthropoda, Insecta, Lepidoptera, Nymphalidae.